This is a messenger RNA of Homo sapiens (human), 1291 nucleotides long. RefSeq lists its product as uncharacterized. The record is from RefSeq and is a predicted model, not a curated record. The coding region runs from base 249 to 923 and encodes 224 amino acids. Lineage: Eukaryota; Metazoa; Chordata; Mammalia; Primates; Hominidae. The transcript has 5 exons.
ACCAUCCCCUUGGGACUUUUGAGUGACACAAACAUUCGAACCAUUUGGCCCCUGAUGAAAUUCCUAACCUCCCCUUGUUAGAGUCAGUCUCCUCCCGGCUCUCCACUGCCACUGUCUCUGGCUGCCACCUUGGUCCUAAAGCAGCCUGGCCCUACUGGCUCGCUGCUCUCAUUCUCUGGAGCCAGACUUCUGAUUCCCAUGCAUUUGACCUCUGGCCUCCUCAGCCCACACCACCUCAACUCUUGAGCAUGGAGCCCAGGAGGAGGUCCCUCCGGGGACAAGGUCACCACCCCUCUGCGCCUCCCUCUAAGUGGGGUCAGCCCGAGGCCAAGCUGAGAACCUGCCCCAGCCUCCCUGCAGGCCUGGCCUGGGACCCUCCUGUGGAGGAGCUGGGUGCCCAGGGAGACCCUCGCAGGCAGCCAGACAGCCUGAAGAGAACAGGGUCACUCUGGGAUAACCUAAGUCACUCUACAGCCUCACCAAAGAGAUGGGGGCACCCUCUCCUGCGUGGGAGGAGCCCACAGAAACCUGAGGCUGGAGGGAUUCCCUGGUGGGAAAGGCACGCAGGGCUUCGGGGAGACUUGCUGAAGUCUCCAGGGGAAGCCCUGAGCCAGAGCUGGGGUCAGGACUCGCUGGAGCCAGCACCAGCUCCGUGUACAGUAAGAGCUCAGAGAGCAACUGAAUUUGGGUGGCUGGAAAACCGAGUGGUCAGGCCACUGCCAGCCUCAUUUUCCCCCAGAAGCAGACCCCGGGAGGCUUUCACCCACAGCCACCCUCAGAGCAGCCAGCCCACUCCCGGAAGAGCUGGACGCUGGAUCAGCACGCUCCCCUCCAACACUCCCUGGGGAACAGAGGCCAACACAUGGGCUGGAGCACCGUGCUGUGAUGCCACAAUUCAAGGGCCUAUCUUUGUACGCAGCUGAAAAGAGGAAAUUCAGCGCCAGCGUAGCUUCUCAGCGGCAGCUCACCCCAAGCUGCCAAGGAGGAUGUGGGCAGGCAGUGGGCAGCUGUGUUUCGGGAGGCCUGCAACGCUCCACUUCCCUAGCGCGCUCACAUGGGAUCCCUGGGUUUCCAGACUCAUAAUGUGCACGGAGGGACGGCUGGCUGAGAAGUUUUGAAAUCCAUCCCUCGUCGAUGGGGUCUUAUGCCAGUUCUACUUAAUACUUUGUUUUUCUAAUUCUAAGCAUCAGUUCUCUGCCAGAAAAUGAGUUGCGUUUGCUUCAAAAACACUACAAAACGCAGAACUGGCAAGUAUAAAUGGCUCUAAAUUUAAUAAAUAUUGAUCACCCAA